GCUUCCGGAUGCGAAGCUACUGCCAGUAGUGGGCUUGGCUGGGUGGCGGGGCCUUCCGCUCUCGCUGCCGACUGGCAGUGGGUUGUAGUCGGGGGAAAUGGAGCUCGAGACGGAGGCGUUGUUGCAGGACGCGCACGAGAGCAUCGAGGCGGCGCGUACCUACCGCCGUGAGCUGCAGCAACGCCUAAAAGGACUGCACCUGGCUCGCCAGCAGAUUAAAAGCAGUGCUGCACAAACCAGGGAGGUGCUGGAACAGCAUUUCAAUGACUUAAAAGGGACCUUGAAGAAGUUGCUGGAUGAACGACUGAUCUCCUUGCUCCAGGAAGUGGAUGGCAUAGAACAGGAAAGUAUCAAACCAUUGGAUGAGUGCCAGAAGCUCAUAGAACAUGGAGUUGGGACAGCCAAUGAACUUGUCCAGGAAGGUGAAAGUGCCAUUUGUGGGGUUACAGGGGAGAACAGUGACAAGCUGUGCAGUUUUACAAAAAAGGCUUUGCGUAUUCAGCUGGACAGUUUACCUGAAGUGCCAUCGCUGGUUGAUGUGGCUUGCUUAUCUGCUCAGUUGGAUGACUCCUUUCUUACAAUAAUGAAAAGCUAUAUCUUUAGCCAUGGAACUGUAGCAUCUCGGCCACCUAUACAAAUAGAAGAACUGAUUGAGAAGCCUGGGGGGAUCUUAGUACGGUGGUGCAAGGUUGAUGAGGACUUCAUCCCACAAGACUACAGACUUCAGUAUCGCAAAAGUACCACUUGCCAUUUUGAAGAUGUGUAUGUUGGUUCAGACACAGAAUUCAUGGUGUUGCACAUUGAUCCCAAUGUGGAUUACCAGUUCAAGGUUUGUGCGCGGGGAGACGGCCGUCAGGAAUGGAGCCCAUGGAGUGUUUCUCAGAUUGGGCGUUCCACGCUAGUGCCUCAUGAAUGGACUCCUGGCAUUGAGGGCUACAGCUUGAGCAGCCGAAGAAACAUAGCCCUUCGAAACGAUUCACAGGCAGGUGGGGUGCUGUAUUCCAAGGCUCCAACUUACUGUUGUGGUCAGACGCUGACUUUCCGAAUUGAAACAGUUGGCCAGCCAGACAGGAAAGACAGUAUUGGUGUUUGUGUUGAGCAGCAGAAUGGCUAUGAUUCUUUGCAACGAGAUAGAGCUGUGUGCAUUAGUACCAAUGGAGCUGUUUUUGUAAAUGGAAAAGAGAUGACAAACCAGUUGCCUGCUGUGACUUCAGGGUCAGCUGUAACAUUUGACAUGGAAACUGUGAAUUUAGGCCCUUGCAAUAAUAAUGGGGGGAACUUCAAACUCAGAGUGACAAUUAGUUCCAACAACAGGGAAGUGGUCUUUGACUGGGUACUAGAUCAGUGCUGUGGUUCUCUGUAUUUUGGGUGCUCAUUCUCCUAUCCUGGCUGGAAGGUUUUGGUGUUCUAAUUUGUAGACCGAGAACUAGCCAUUGUCUUUCGGUUGCAUCAUUCAAAGGGUUGGGACUCAAAUGGCACAAUUAUUUGCUCAUCCAGGUUAUUACAUUUGUGUGUCUUUUUUAUACUGCUGUUGGUUCAGACAGGAGUGAGCUGCUUGAUGCCACCCAUCUAUGAGAAGAACAUUACUUGAACUCUGUCCUCUCUACUGGAUCCACCUAAAAUACUGGUGAAACACUGAGUAACCUGGAAAAUUUAAAUAAGCUUUUGUGUUUGCUAGCAACAUCACAAAAUUUGAGUAUUACUUUUAGCUCUCCCCAUUUUGAUGCUCUCCAGAAGUGCUGGACAUCAUCUUCCACAAUCUCUAGUCAAUCUAGCCAAAGUCCUUAGUGGAAGGAGGAUCAUAGUAAUCGUAGUCCACCUCUGGAGAUCACCAAGAUGGGAGUGUUGUUUCUGAAGAAAAAGGUAGAGAUGAUCCUAUUACUGUGGUCCUAUCUAUGCUUGGUUAUGCUUACUAAUAUUGCCUAGUGUUAUUCUUUGGCUCAGGGUUAAUGGACCAAGUUGUAUGUAUGUUUUCCUAUUCAUCAGAGUUCGGUACUGAAAUGGUAAACUGUACCUCAACCUAUUCCUGCCAAAAGUUUUUGUCCAUUGGGCACUAAGAAUUUUUGGCAACUACAUUAUCCUUUUCCUGCGGUGCCUUUCUAUUUACUGCAGAAGAAAUCUGAGCUGAAAUAUUUGUUUUGAUGAGGAAUACCUAUGUGCCUUAGUUUGAGGCCUUUGCUGAACAAUACUGCACGUGUGAAAGAGAAAAUUUCAUUUAUGAUCCAGUGCCACUGAAUUUUGGCACUUAAUCAGCAUUUUUAUGCUCCUCUAUGCUGCUUCAGAAACAUUGAAGUGCUUCCUACAGCUAGUGCCUUUUUCAAGAUGGUAUCUCACAGUCCCAGGAAAUGUUUAGGACACAAAUAUUGUAGAUGCUUUCUUAACCUUUGUACGAAACCUAAGAGUUUGUGUAGCAAACAAAUUAUGUUUACCAUACCUGUCUUUAGCUAGACUUGAGUUCAAAUAAUUUUAUAGAAACUGAGGUCAGGCCAGCAUGGUAUGCAAAUGAACUUGCAACCAAGGAGGUUCCAUAUAGAAAAGAAUGCAUUAUAGAGGCAAAAGAAUGCAUUUUAGAAUUUUGUUGACAUAACCAGAGUUAGCAGAUGAGCCAGGUAGUGAUUUUAAGCAGAGUGUAGCAACUGUAGCAUACCUGCACAGCCUCUGCAGUUAAUUACUGGUUUGCCCUCCUGACUUGGGCAAAUGAAAUCCCUCUUUUUGAGCAGUUUUCAAUGGGAUCUCCUUUAUAUGAUUAAAUUGCCUGCAUGCCUAUUUCCAAAAAUGGGGAACCCAGUCUUGGCAGCCUUCUCUUUGUAGUAGGGGCAUCCUGUUAAAUAAGAUUUGCAAUCAGUUUCUUUCUUACUGUAGAUCUUCCACCCCAGACACAGAGGCUUUUGCUGUAGUACUUAGCUGCCAUAUCCUGUCUUGCAAGUAAUUGAAAGAAGCUGCUGAUAAAAAGAAGGGCGAAAUUCCUCCCUUCUCCUCUUAUACAGUCAUGUUGCCAGCUAGGAGAACUGUAGUUUCAGCACUAAGUAAAAGUUUUCAUCCGGUAUAAAAAUCUCAUAAUUGGUAGUAGGUAUUUUGGUUCAGGAAUAUGUAACUGAGCCUAAUCAUGGGUCUAAUACAAUCUGAUGUUUUCUAGAUAUUUUUGACUUCAUUUCCUGUUGGUUAUGCUGGCUCAGAAUUACGGGAUUGAAGUUCCAAGACAUCUGGAGGCCGUAGUUUGGGGAAGGCUAGUUGAACACUUCUGUGGAGCAGAACUUAAAUGAAAAUGUUUAAUACUAAAGUCCCCCUCCCCCCAUCUCGAGAUAUCCUGUAAGAAGCUGGGAUUUAAGGAUUUCUUGAGCUAUAUAGUAUCAUCUCUCUCCCCCCACCCCCAUUUAAAAUCAAGCCAUACAAAAUUCCUCUCUUGCACACAGAUGAAUCACCACCUUGCCUUAUUUUUAUGUGAAUAUAAGCUGGGGAAAGGGUAUUAAUGUAUUAAUGUUCCUCUCUAAGAAUGUCAGAAGCAAACCAGUUCACCCAUAAACUUUUUGUAUUUCAUUAUUGAUCUCUGUGAAUCUGUAUGUGAGCAUAAAACAGGACUGGCACAUAAAAAGUAACGAGAUAGAGACGGUUCACCUUUAGCUUUGGAGUGUGUGUUCAUUGUAUAAUGGUAGGUUGGAAGUUCUUCCUUCUUUCUAGAAUGCUACGCAUAAAUCAGGACUUACAAAGAUAUUCUUCCAUGUGUGCACUGUUUCCUCUCACUGAGGGCUGGCCAAAGGACAUUCACAAUCUCGUAUACUGUACAUCAUAUAAA
Candoia aspera is the source of this 3793-nucleotide messenger RNA. It is a transcript of the gene CRLF3, whose product is annotated as cytokine receptor like factor 3. Bases 98 to 1411 code for a protein of 437 amino acids. Gene Ontology annotation, molecular function: protein binding. The transcript is spliced from 8 exons. Lineage: Eukaryota; Metazoa; Chordata; Lepidosauria; Squamata; Candoiidae. The record is from RefSeq and is a predicted model, not a curated record.